This is a messenger RNA of Saccharomyces paradoxus, 3918 nucleotides long. RefSeq names its product Sac3p (gene SAC3). The record is from RefSeq and is a predicted model, not a curated record. Gene Ontology annotation, cellular component: nucleus; cytoplasm; transcription export complex 2. The coding region runs from base 1 to 3918 and encodes 1305 amino acids. Gene Ontology annotation, biological process: mRNA export from nucleus. NCBI's taxonomy places the organism in Eukaryota, Fungi, Ascomycota, Saccharomycetes, Saccharomycetales, Saccharomycetaceae. The transcript has a single exon.
AUGAACACAUCAUUUGGCUCCGUAGUGCCUUCCACUAAUUUCGAUUUUUUCAAAGGGCCUGCAAAUAAUGAUAGUACUAGUAACAAUGCUAAUGUUAGCAGCAACAAUUUCUUUUUAAAUGGCAAUGGUACAAAUUCUUCGAAAAAUGUUUUCAUGGUACACUCUGCUCCUCAGGUCAAGUCAGGACAGCCGUCACAAGAUCUCUCACACUCACCUUCCCAUAUGGAAAAUAAACCAGAUCAAAAGAAGAAAUAUAUGACAAGCGAUGAUAAGACAAUUCAGCUUGUAGGCCCUUUAGUUUCCUCCCCUGAUAGUUUAGGAUUCCAGAGAAGAUCACACAAACCAAGAGAAUUACCGAGGUUUUUGAUUAAUCAAGAACCUCAAUUGAAAAAGAGGAUAUUUGUACAAGAUCCCUGGGAUAAGGCUAAUCAAGAAAAAAUGAUCUCAUUGGAAGAAUCCAUAGACGAUCUCAAUGAAUUGUAUGAAACGCUGAAAAAAAUGAGAAAUACCGAGCGUACGAUAAUGGAAGAAAAAGGGUUAGUAGAUAAAGCUGAUUCAGCAAAGGAUCUUUACGAUGCAAUAGUAUUUCAAGGCACCUGUCUAGAUAUGUGUCCCAUUUUUGAAAGAUCAAGAAGAAAUGUUGAAUACACGGUCUAUUCAUAUGAAAAAAAUCAACCAAAUGACAAAAAGGCUUCCAGAACCAGAGCAUUAAAAGUCUUCGCGAGGCCAGCAGCAGCAGCAGCUCCUCCCUUACCCUCUGACGUUAGACCACCGCAUAUUUUAGUCAAGACAUUGGACUAUAUUGUUGAUAACUUAUUAACGACAUUACCUGAAAGUGAAGGGUUCUUAUGGGAUAGGAUGAGAUCCAUAAGGCAAGACUUUACGUAUCAGAACUAUUCAGGGCCUGAAGCGAUUGAUUGUAAUGAGCGUAUUGUGAGGAUACACCUUCUAAUUCUGCAUAUAAUGGUAAAAUCAAAUGUGGAAUUUUCGCUUCAACAGGAACUUGAACAAUUACAUAAGUCCCUGAUUACAUUAUCGGAGAUAUACGACGACGUUCGUUCUAGCGGCGGAACAUGCCCAAAUGAAGCUGAAUUUCGAGCUUAUGCCCUCUUGAGUAAAAUAAGAGACCCCCAAUACGAUGAGAAUAUUCAAAGAUUGCCUGAACAUAUUUUACAAGAUAAAUUGGUUCAAACGGCUUUGUGCUUUAGAAGGAUUAUAUCUAACUCAGCUUAUACUGAACGUGGGUUUGUUAAAACCGAGAAUUGUUUAAACUUUUAUGCAAGAUUUUUCCAAUUAAUGCAAUCACCCAACUUGCCAUUAUUGAUGGGAUUUUUUUUGCAAAUGCAUCUGACAGAAAUUAGGUUUUAUGCGUUGAGAGCUUUAUCACAUACUUUGAACAAAAAGCAUAAACCGAUCCCAUUCCACUAUUUAGAGAAUAUGCUGCUCUUCAAUCAUCGGCAAGAGAUAAUUGAAUUCUGUGAUUAUUACUCAAUUGAAAUCAUAAAUGGAGAUUCAGCAGACUUGAAAACACUACAACAUUAUUCUCACAAAUUACCCGAAACGCAGCCAUUAAAGAAAACAUACUUAAACUGCCUAGAAAGCAGAUUGCAAAAAACUACUUAUGAGAGUUUAAUUAAUUGCGGUAAAGAUCAUUUUGAUUCUUUGAUUAAUGUAAAAUCGGCUCCGGAAACUGACAGGGUACCUUCUACAGUGGGUCAACUUUCUUAUAUGAAAGAUUCUGCUAACAACUUUAACGUAAAGUUGAACCAAAACCAAUCUUUUGAACCGAAGAUUAAUGACUCCCCAAACAGAACUGUCACGCGGCCCAAUGACUUUCCUUUUUCACAGCAAUUUAAGCAAUCCUCCCAAUUAUCUCAAUCUCAAACUUUACCAAUAAAUCCUUUAUUAACUCAGCAGGUUCCGGGAUACUUAUCCGGACAGAAACAUGAACAAAUUAAAACUGUUACAGGUGCAAGUUCCCCACCUCUUUUUAAUGGAUCAUUACCAAAUUCUGAAGUGCAAGCUUCCAAAAUUUAUAUGAAAUCCACAACCAACAAUGGUAUGUAUGACGAAAAAUUCGAGAGUGUGAGUACAGAGCAAGAAGAAAUGAGAAGGAAAGAGAUAGAACAAAUGGAAGAGGAGAAAGCACAAUUGAAAAAAAAAAGGGAAGAUGCUGACAAGCAAAAAAUCACGGAACAAAUAGCAAAUGAGUUGAUAGUGGAAAUAGUAAGCAGUAACGUGACUGAUAUUGUUAAGCAUGAAGUCUCAGAGGUUAAAUAUAGGAAAAUUCUCGUUGACAAGAUGGCCCAUGAACUUUAUGAUGCAUUUCUUCAUGAAAAGUUGUAUCUGAUAUACAUGGAUUCUCGCGCUGACUUGAAAAGGAAUACUGCUUUGAGAAAGCGGUUCUUUGAGAAAUGGCAAGCAUCUUAUUCUCGAGCAAAGGAGAAUCGCAUACUAGAAGAGAAGAAGAGGGAAGAAAUCAAGCUCGUGAGCCACCAAUUAGGAGUACCGGGCCUUAAAAAAUCUACCUGCUUACUGAGAACCCCGUAUAAGGGUAAUGUGAAUUCAUCAUUCAUACUAUCGUCUUCAGAUAAGAAUAUAGUGUUUUCACCUGUAAAUGACGAGUUCAACAAGUUUGCAACUCAUUUAACAAGGGUCUCGAAACUAUGGCAACCGUUGGAUAUGCACUCAAUCUAUUAUGAUAACCUAACGGAGAAGUUUCCCGCUAACUCUCUCACUCCAGCAAAUAUAUUCAUUUAUGCGAAAGAUUGGACAUCGCUCUCAAACCGUUGGAUCUUGAGUAAGUUCAACCUGCGAACUAUGCAGGAUUCAAAAAAUUUCAACAAUAAUAUUAUUUCUAGCAGAAUAAUCUGUAUUAAUGAUGAAUAUGAACCAUCCGAUUUUAGUGAUUUGCAAUUAUUGAUAUUUAAUACAGGUGUUACGAAUCCCGAUAUAUUUGAUUUGGAGAUGAAACUAAAAGAUGACGGUGAAGAACUCAUAAAGUUAAUUACCGGUGUUUCGCUAAAUACAAACAUGUGCUUUUCCCUUUUGAUUAUUUAUUGGGAAUCCGCAGAAAAUACAUUAUCGGAAACUACCAUCAAGCAAUCGCUGAAAUUAAACCGGAUAUCUAAAAACUAUAGUAGUGUUGUUGAACGUAUCGAUUUAAUGAAUCUCACUGAAGAAUCCCCUCAUAAGUGUUUGGAAGACAAAUUAUACGAAAUAUCACAAUCUUAUGUGUACAAGUUGACAGAAAGGGGAAAAUAUGAUAAAACGCUCCGUCAGAAAAGAUCAUUGGCUGGCAUUCACUCACGUAACACUCAAUUACAAACUACAAAGGACAUUGAUCAAAAGAUGAAGAAAAUGCUGGAAAAAGAGAAAAACAAAUACCAACAACGAAUGGGCGAAAGGAACACCUACGCGCACCUAGAAUCGCAUAUAGCCGCAUCACCAAGAAUCAAGAAAAGAAAGCUGCCAAUACUUCUGUCAACUUCCCAUUCGAGCCAAUUUAAAACCCCUUUAGCUUCUAGACCAAAUACAUCUGGUACAUCUACCUCACCACCACUACCAUCUCAUCUGGCAAUGAAAUUCAGAAAAAAUUCAAGAGUUACUAGUUUACAUACCGUAUUGCCCGUUAGCACACCAAGCCAUAGUAACAAUUUGCCAGCCUCAAGUUUUAGUGGGAAUAACACUACGGAUAUACAAUCCCAACAAUUAAUUAAAAGUCAGAGGAGUACAUCUGGGUAUUCAAAAAAUGUUUUUGAAAGAGUCCCAGGAAAUCAGGAAAUAUGUAAAACACCAUUUAACCCUGUAACUCCAGUGUUAGAUGGAGCCGAUCAAGGUAAGGAGGACAUUCCUGAUAGUAUAUUAGAACUCAAGGUUCUGAUUGAUUCUGUAAAGAAAAAAGUAAAUAAUGAUUAA